Trachymyrmex cornetzi is the source of this 1800-nucleotide messenger RNA. RefSeq lists its product as uncharacterized. Gene Ontology annotation, molecular function: olfactory receptor activity; odorant binding. Bases 1 to 1800 code for a protein of 599 amino acids. The record is from RefSeq and is a predicted model, not a curated record. Gene Ontology annotation, biological process: detection of chemical stimulus involved in sensory perception of smell; sensory perception of smell. Gene Ontology annotation, cellular component: plasma membrane. Lineage: Eukaryota; Metazoa; Arthropoda; Insecta; Hymenoptera; Formicidae. The transcript has 9 exons.
AUGAAAAUCGCACCGACUUUAGACAGAGUUAUUGCUUUUCUGAAGAUAGAUUUACUAUUCGCUUGUUGUUGGCCUCUACCGCGAACUGCUACAAAGUUUCAAAUUAUUUGUGAUAGAAUAUUUCGGUAUCUAUCCAUGGUGAAUGGUGCAUUUAUGAUUGUUGAGAUAAUAUAUUCAAUUAGUAAUCAUUUAGACAAUGUUUUAUUGCUUAUGCAAUUAGCUUGUGCGUUGGGCAUCUUUUGUGAAGUUCCAUUGCAAAUAUUUUUAUUUACGAAACAGCACGAUCGUUUACAAAAUGUAAUUUGCGAGAUGGAAGAUUAUUACAAGCAAGCUAAUACUGAAGAAAAAGACGUAUUUCAACAAUACAUUAACAAAUAUAUUUUAUUUUAUGGAACUACGUUGACAUUAACUACUGCCAUAACUUUCGCCGGUUGUCUCAUAGUGCCAUUAAUUCGGUCUCGCAGGUUUCCGCUAGAAAUAGAAUAUCCAUUUCGCGUUGAUUAUCAACCAAUAACGGCGAUGCUCUAUUUUCAUCAAGUACUCGGUAUGUAUCAGGUUACUUGUCAAGUGAGCGCAAAUGUUUUCCUCGCUCUUCUAAUAUGGUUCACAACGGCUCGCUUUGAGAUCUUGACAAACAAAUUUCGCACAGUCACCAAGUAUUCUGAUUGGAAAACAUGCAUACAAGAGCAUCAAGUAACUCUAAGAUUUGCAAAAGAAAUGAGUAGUUCUAUCGCACUCGUAGUGUUAUCAUCGCUCGGCGUUAGUACUAUAGCGCUGAUAUUCGGUGGAGUUACAUUCCUAAGCAGUUCUAAUGUUGCUGAGGCAGCCUAUGAUUCAUUAUGGUAUAGUCAAAACAUUGAAUCUCAAAAGAUUAUGUUGCAUACUUUGCUACGAUGCCAACGAGCUGUAGUUAUAUCUGUUCCUGGUUUACUAAAAGCUUUAACAUUUCAACAAUAUACUUCGAAUGUUACUUAUGAAAUGAUAAAUUUUUACGAAAUAAUGAAAUCACAUGAAGAAGUUGUUAUUCAACGAUAUAUUGACAAGUAUAUUGUAUUCUAUGGUCUAUCUACGUUUAUGUUCUAUUUUGUCGCGAUUGGAAUAAUCACAGUGUUACCUGUCGCGAUGAAUCAAAUGUUUCCUACAUUAGUCGAAUAUCCAUUUGAUGUGUCUUAUCAACCAUUAAGAACAGUGAUCUUCAUACAACAAUCUUAUGCCGGGAUAAUAAUGUCAGGGCAACUAUGCAUGAAUGUUUUUAUGGCUCUAUUGCUGUGGUUUGCAUCAGCAAGAUUUGAGAUACUGACUGAAGAGCUGAAGAAAGUUACAAAUCUCCACCUGUUGUUCCAAUGUAUUAAAAAACAUCAAGAAUUGAUCAAGUAUGCUACAGAAGUUACUAUUUGUGCUCGUCAUUUCGUAUUCUCAACUGUAUGUUGUAGUACGAUUACCGAAAUACUUAUCUUCCUUGUGUUCAUUACGCAUCAACCUAUACCAUUGUUAAUCCAAUUUUUGGGAUUAGGUACAAUAUCUUUAAUGGAGGUGUUUAUGUUUGUCUGGCCAGGAGAACACUUAAUAUUAAUGUGCAAAAAUAUCGCAGAGGCAGCGUAUGAUGUAUUCAAAUGCAAUCAAUCAAUUAAAAUGACGAAAUGUCUGCAAAUUAUUAUAAUGAGAUGUCAAAAGCCGAUAAUCGUUUCAAUACCCUGCCUUAUGCCCAUAUUAUCUUUCAAUUACUUUACAACGUAUUGUUCGACCAUACUCUCCUAUUUCACAACACUACGAGUAGUAAUGGAGGACGAUUAUAAUUAA